Hyposmocoma kahamanoa is the source of this 2815-nucleotide messenger RNA. RefSeq lists its product as uncharacterized. The coding region runs from base 140 to 490 and encodes 116 amino acids. The record is from RefSeq and is a predicted model, not a curated record. The transcript is spliced from 3 exons. Lineage: Eukaryota; Metazoa; Arthropoda; Insecta; Lepidoptera; Cosmopterigidae.
AUUAUUUAUCUUUAUUUUAUAGGAUUUUAUGUAAUUUAUUUGAAAUGAAAUAAGGUUUGGCAUUUGUCAUAAGUUAGAUUAUACGAUUGUGUAAUUAUUGGUAGUGUUUGUAUAAAAGAUAAGGGUGUUAGAUCGAAACAUGGACAGAAAUAAUAUGAGAUCAAGCUACGUAAAUAGCGGCCCGCGCUCCCUGCCGCACAUGGGCAGCAGCAAACGGCACAACGGUAAUGGCCACAAUGGAGCCCGCCUCAGCCCACCUGCGCAACCGCCUCAGCAUAACAAUACCAACCCCCAAGAUGAUAUUGUAAACUAUGUUUAUGAUUCUUGGAAUAAGGUGACACGAGAACUAGAGCGCGGCAGUGAAGACGCGAGAUACUAUCAUGAGGUGUUGCCGCCUCGCCAGCUCGCCAACUUCAGACCAUUCAACCUGGAAGAGUGGUGGGCCCGGCGGCUUCUCCAGAGCUUAAACUACAACAAACGGCGAUCUUAGUUUCCGACGAACCAGCAACUGUGGUCCUGGUCCCGGGCAAUAAUAUGUCUCAUCACUACUCACAUGCCUGCAAGUGUCGGCCUUACGAUCAUAAUUGCUCUAGAAAUAUUGAAAUGGACUCUCAAUUAUUACAGAACAAGAAAUAAUUAAUUACAUUACGUUGUUAGAAUUCGAAUGUUAUAUUAACUACGGUCGCGCGCUUCUUACCAUACCUACCCACCAGUGGCGAGGGGUGGAUAUUGUAAGAUGACAAGCCGAUAUAGACGGUAUAUGUAUAUCAAAUGCAAUGCAAAACAUUUUCCAUUCAGUAUCAGCUACUAAGAAUCGAUUUACUGCAGAAUGGAAUGGAAGUGAACUUUGUAACUAAUUUGUACGUGUCAUAAUGAACUUUAUGUCAAUUAUGUAACGUACAAACUAGAUACGAUAAGGUGCGGAGAUUCCCAAAAGGCACGAAUAUUCUACGAAAGUUGCCUACCUGUUUUUUUGGCUUGUAUCUAUGUUUGAUAUAAAGUUCAUUAUGCUAUGUAUUUCAACAUUUGCUUCCAUUCCAUUCCGCAGCAAUAUAAAUUGAGUCUUAGUCAGGGAAUCAAAUUCUUGUAAACCGUGUUAUAUUAGAAACCCUUCGCCACUGCUACCAACCGAACGUACAAAUAUUACUAAGUAUCCUUAAUUAACAUCGUAAAUGCGUCAUCAUAGAAUCUACAUCAUUUAUAAUUGCCUUGAAUCCCCCCUACCUUUAAUUCCAGAACACAGUAGUGCAGAUACUAUUGCUUUUGAAAUAAGCAACGUAGUAUCAUGUAUUCAAUAAACUUUAUAUUAGAAGAGGCACAAAUCUUUAUGAUUGAUUUUGGAAGUAGAGAUAUGAAUCUGUAGUGCAUUUCUGAGAAGCGCGCGAACGUCAUAUUGUGACAUAUAAUACAUCUUUACUGGAAUCAUCCAGUAGUUUAGAUGGCUCAUUUUUAAAUAAUACUGUGACAGGUUUCUAUGUAGUGUCAAUUGAGUUUCUGUUUAAUUGUGUGACAUUUUAAUUAUGGUAAGUCGACAGCAAUCUUUUUGAAAACAUUUCAUCGGGCCUGUGGCUCCAAUUAUAUUGAUCGGUCGAACAAAACAACGCAAUGACCAACAAAAAACGAGUCCGCACCUAAGGGCCCAACGCGGACGUCAAAAGGUGCCCUGCUUAAUCGGUCAUUGUUUUGAUUUUGUAUAACAAUGACCAAUUAACAGUGAUCUUAGGCAUCGGAACGGUGGGAAAGAUGUAUGUAUAAGAAAAAAAGUAUGUAGAAAUGCCAGUGUAAUCGAGGCAAACAGGCAUUCAUUGCUAGGGUAUGAAGGACGGUUGGAAAACUCUCAUUUUACAGUUUCCCUUCGUUAUGUUCCAUUUUAAAAUUUACUCCAAAUGAAAAUUUCAUGUUAUUUUUUUAAAUGCAUAUUAUUUUGUGUUACGUUUCGUCAAGUCUGUUUCGCAAGUUCACACGUAUUGAGAACUUCUUUUAGAACCCUCUGCAUAUUAUACAAGGUUAUUUUGUAAAAUACUAAAACCUUUCAAUACUAUAUUACUCAUCACAAACAACAACUUUUGUUCCAUGACUUCAUCAGGUUUUACUUUUGUGCAAAAAUAAAAUUAAUUAGAUCACUCUAAACGAUACUAACUUACUCGGUAAGAAAAGAAAGGGCUAGCUACUUCUGACACUAGAUUAUUCUGAAAAUGUUGUCACCCUUAUUGCACUAUUGGUGUGAAAGAGAAGAAUAUAUUUUCGAUUUAUGAGCAAAAUUUAUUGACUCCCUAUUAAUCUUGCACUGUUAUUGUAUUUUAAUAUUUGUGUUUUAAACAUAUGUAAAGCUGGUUUUAAAAAUGAAACAUCUACUCUCUACAAGACCGAAAAUUGCAUAAAGCGGAAAAUAACGAAACCAUAAAAUAAUUUAAAAGGAACAAGCGGUAAUUCGAUUGAUUAUUUUUAACGAUUAAAACAAAUAUAACAUAAUAAGCGUCUUUUGUAUAAAUAUUAGUAGGACUGAUAGAGUACAAUCAACAGCAUGAUUAGCUAUACAACUGAAAAUUAUAUUCGACUAUGCAUGUAUAAUAAUAAGCAGAGAGUGCUGUUUUAAGUUUUUCUGCACACCAGUGUACUUUGUGCAAAACAGAUUUGACGUUAAUAUUUGUGUUUAUAAAGGCUGUUAAGUCAGGUUUUGGGGUAUAUCUUCUGUUGACAUAAAUGUCAAAUGUCGACAUUUAUGUCAAUGAGGGUCAAAACUUGUCACCUUUUAAAAUGAUAACUCUAAGGUUUGUCUAUUAAGAAAUUGUUUUUUCAAUUUACAAAUCGAUAC